Molecule: messenger RNA, 2952 nt
Organism: Styela clava
Lineage: Eukaryota; Metazoa; Chordata; Ascidiacea; Stolidobranchia; Styelidae
Product: glycerol kinase 5-like
Biological process (GO): glycerol metabolic process; triglyceride metabolic process; phosphorylation
Cellular component (GO): mitochondrion
Molecular function (GO): kinase activity; phosphotransferase activity, alcohol group as acceptor
Source: RefSeq, a predicted model, not a curated record
UUUUUACUAAUUUAAGGUGGAUAAUAAGUAAUUUGGGUGAAUAUUCAUAUACCAUCUCUAUUGAUUUUAUGCAGUUUAAAAUCGAUUAAAUGUAAAGGAAUAGGUAAAAUGGCCAAAGUAAAACAGACUAGUUUCAAGUUGAGCGGUGGAGAAGGUGAUGCAGGAUCUACGAAAAACUAUGUUUUAUCUUUGGAUAUAGGUACAAGCAACAUUAGAUGUCAUGUGUAUGAUAAGAAGGUCAACAUGGUUGGAAGGUCUUGCCAACCAAUAAAAAUCAAGUAUAUAGGAUCACAAGGUGUUGAAAUUGAUCCUGAUGAAUUAUGGCAACAAGUUCUUGAAGUUAUGAAGGGUGCUUUGGAAGAUGCAAAAAUAACAGCAGAUGAAGCAGCAGCCCUUGGAAUAUCAGUGCAGAGAGGAACGUUUUUACUCUGGGACAAGGAGACUGGAAAACCAUUUCACAAUUUUAUUGUGUGGCAGGACACAAGAGGAGAGAAAAUUGAAAGAGAUUGGAAUGAAUCUUAUACAAUGAAAGUUGUAAAGGCAGGAGGAAAGGUUGCUCAUUCAUUUAGUCGUCAAAAACGUUUCAUGGCAGCAGCUGUUAUUAACUUUCGAACUAAUCAUGUGACAAUCAGGUUGUUGUGGGCUUUGGAACAAAACAAGAAAUUAAGACCAUUAGCUAAAGAGGGAAAAGUUCGAUUGGGAACUCUUGAUACAUGGUUAAUAUGGAAAUUCACAUGUGGAAAGACUUACUGCACAGAAAUGUCAAACGCUUCAUCUACUGGAAUAUAUGACCCAUUUAUCCAGGACUGGAACUCAUUUUUCUGCAAUCUCAUGAGUGUUCCAUAUCGGGUAUUUCCCCCAGUAUGGGACACAAACGCAGAUUUUGGGGUAUGUGAUGCGAAAUUUUUUGGAUCCGAGAUUCCUAUUCGGGCUGCGCUUGGUGAUCAACAAUCUGCUAUGUAUGGACAAUGCUGUUUUAAAGCAGGCGAAGUCAAGCUCACUAUGGGGACUGGAACUUUUAUGUGCAUGAAUAUAGCAGAAAAACCGCAUGCUUCCGUAGAGGGAUUCUACCCUGUUACAGCAUGGAAAAGAGGUUCCGAGAUAGUACAUCUUGCAGAAGGAUCAUGCAACACUGCUGGAGAUGCCAUAGACUGGCUAGUAAGGGUAUUCGGAAUCGAAAGUCCUGCACAUACAGAAGCCAUUGCGAAAUCUGUUUCAGAUACGAAUGGAGUUUAUUUUGUCCCAGCGUUCAGUGGGUUACAGGCUCCUGACAAUGAUUUCAGUGCUUGUGGGUCACUCAUGGGUUUAAAAGGUUCUACUUCAAGGGCACAAAUCGUGCGAGCUGUAUUGGAGUCAUUAGCAUUCAAGAAUGCACAAAUAUUUGUUGCUAUGACAUCAGAGGUAUCAUAUCCAGUGAAAAGAGUUGUGUGUGAUGGCGGAGUAACAGCUAACAAUUUUAUCAUGCAAUUAACUUCAGAUUUAAUAGAUCAACCAAUACAGAGAAUGAAGAAAACUGACAUGUCAGCUCUUGGUGCUGCAUUCAUGGCAGGAAGAGCUGUUGGCGUUUGGAAAGAUGACGAUUGCUUGAAGGAUCUACUCACUGUUGAAACUAUAUUUUAUCCUGAUAAAAAGAGAGCGCAAAAGUAUGCUCCAAUCAUCGCAGAAUGGAAAAAGGCAAUUGAGCGUUCGAAGAAGUGGUAUCAGAAAUGACUUGGUCGUAUAGAUAUUUUCCUAUUGUGUAUAAAAUAAUUGUAUAUUAAUAUUUAGUCAAGCCAAAAUCGCUGUACUGUAUUUCAAAUUGAUUCAUUUUUUGGUUUGACUUAAACUUUGAUGCUAGAUUUUUCUGUUUAUAUUGUAGCAGUGAUUGGUUAUUUGGAUUUUUGUGUUACCAAUUACUGAUAAAUUAAAUUAUUCCAUAUCUGGAAAUAAACAGAUCGGAGAUAGAAAAAAAUGGGUGCUCCUGAAGUAUGCGCACCAUGAUGUCGCAUAACCUGAACUCUAACCUGGUACACAACCUGAGGUCAGGUUGUGCGCCAUCUUGGUGCGUAUACUCCAGGAGGUCUAAAAAAUGUAAUAACGACGUUAAUUUCAAUCAGCAUCUUGUGUUUUCGAAGUUAAUUUUUGAGGCAAGAAUUUUUAACCUGAUUAAAAAUUAAACAAACGUCAUUUUCAUAAAAUUCAAAACCGGUUUUAUUCUAGAACAAAACCACAACUACAAUUUGAAAAUGAAAAAUAGUUCAAAAUUGAAUAUCGAGACCCUGGGCUUCCAUCGUCAUCAUUCAAAUUUCAUCAAAGCUUUAUGUGCUUUGUAUAACAUUUAUAUUUGAAUAUCUUCCUCAACUUAUAUAUCCCCAACUUUUUAUUCACUCGUAAUUGUUUUCUAAUACCUAUGCAUCAUUUGAACAUCUAAUAUUUUAAUUUUUUAUGUUAAAAUGCAAUUGAGAUGAUGAACCACUACCUAGAAAUGCCAAUACAUUCAUGUUUUAUAUAAAUAUACUUUGUCUUUCAUUAACGCUGUAAUAUAAAUGCUGCCGGUAGAUAUUUUCAUUCGUUCUUGCUUUUUGGAUCUGACUGAUUCUUGGAACAUAGGAAUAUUAUAUGAAAAGAAUUUUCAACUCAUGUUUUUAUCACAAAAAGUGAUUUUGCAGUGAGACACAAACUCGUACGUCUUUGCAAAACUGAAAAUGCUCUGGCAUUUCUUCUUUGUUUGGAUAGGGCAAAUCUAGUUCAUUCGUAUUCAUCAAUCUUCACCCAAAAUGCAGUAGCUAUAUGCAGUUUUGUAUUUCAUUCAAAAAUCAUUAUUAUUGAACCCACGGUAGGUACAAUCUUUGAGUAUAAUUCAUGAUAACGUGCAGUAGGAUUACUGAAUGCUUUUUUGCUGUUCUAUAUGUAAUUGUGUUUAAUUUUAUUGAAAUAAAUAUUUGCAGGGAUGGAAACAUAUGGUACAAAUAG